Molecule: messenger RNA, 1461 nt
Organism: Priapulus caudatus
Lineage: Eukaryota; Metazoa; Priapulida; Priapulimorpha; Priapulimorphida; Priapulidae
Product: nuclear transcription factor Y subunit beta-like
Exons: 8
Coding region: 111-803 (230 amino acids)
Biological process (GO): regulation of transcription by RNA polymerase II
Cellular component (GO): nucleus; CCAAT-binding factor complex
Molecular function (GO): protein heterodimerization activity; RNA polymerase II cis-regulatory region sequence-specific DNA binding; DNA-binding transcription activator activity, RNA polymerase II-specific
Source: RefSeq, a predicted model, not a curated record
UUCCGAGUGAGCAUCCAUAAAAUGCUUAGUAUUCACUGUUUUUAUGUUGAUGAACUUCAUCACUGAGUCUGCCUUCUUUGAAUUUUUUACGUUAAAUUUAAUUAAACGAAAUGGAAGGUGCUGAAGGAGGAGGCGAUUCACUCGGGGAAUCUUUCUUAAACAGCAGUACCCAAUAUGUUGUGGAGGAGGAGAAUGGACUCGUGAAGGCAGACGACGGGGAUGGAGACAAGUCGGAUCAGAUGCACGAUCAAGCGUGCUUUACGCCAUUCAGAGAGCAGGAUAGAUUUUUGCCGAUAGCAAAUGUCAGCAGAAUAAUGAAGAACACUAUACCAGAUACUGGAAAGAUAGCCAAAGAUGCUAAAGAAUGCAUGCAGGAGUGUGUUUCCGAAUUCAUCAGUUUCAUCACCAGCGAAGCGAGCGACCGCUGUCAGCAGGAGAAGAGAAAGACGAUCAAUGGCGAGGACAUUCUAUUCGCGAUGUCAACGUUGGGCUUUGACAGUUACGUAGAACCCCUGAAACUCUACCUGCAGAAAUACCGAGAGGUGAUGAAGGGAGAGAAGGGAUACGGCGGUGCGUCGAUGGAAGCUUCAGGCGGCUUGGAGGAUAUUAACGAGGACUCUUACUCGGCGCAGACUCUGACGGCGACAAUGUUGGAACAGACGACAUCGGGUCAGCCGGGAAUCGUCUACGCGACGGGCGACACGACAUUGCAGCUGACCACAGCCGACCAGCAGGUCGCUGGACAGAACAUCAUCUAUACAACCACUCAGUUUCCUACCGUCAAUCAGUUGCAGCUUGGAUGAUGCGAGCGUGCGUGCGUGAGCCAUCAGGGACACCGACAAGACUGAGAGAAGCUGAGGCGAAGCUGAGGCGAAGCUGUACAUAGUAUUAUUAAUGUUUGCACCAUCGUCGACCGUGUAAAUACAUCAGUAGAAGUCACCGUCUGUGGAGUAGCAUCACGUGUUUUCCGUAUCAGUGCCCUGCCCUGCAGCAACCGAAAUCCUGCCAUCUUCAAUCGCGUCUCGUAUUUAGUAACCACUGAAAAUGGGGAUUUUUGUACCUUUUUAAUAUAGUUUCCUGUACGAUAGCAAAUUAAGUUUCCGAGUAUUGGCAUUAUAUUGUCGAACGAAAAAUAGUCGAGAUUGUUUGAUUCUCCAUUGCUUUUCAUAUUUAUCUAUUCAUCGGCUGCAGUGUUUCUGUCUUUAAUGUUAAGCCCAGGUCCGCUUUAAUGUCAUGUAAAAUGUGAAGUCAGUGUGGACCAGACACCAUUUAUGUUUGUGUUUGCACGUAGAGGUCAGUUCUGUAAUGAACAAAAAUAUACCAGUAUACCAUAAUAACAAAUGCAAUUACGUAGUAGGAAAUGAGUUUGUAACUAUGGUCUCCUCAUAAUAUCUAUUUAUCUACCAUCAAUGUUGUCAACUUAAUUCAUUAAAAAUAAAUUAAGGACCAUUUUAUACACAA